Messenger RNA from Pollicipes pollicipes, 1352 nucleotides. RefSeq lists its product as uncharacterized. Gene Ontology annotation, molecular function: 3'-5' exonuclease activity; nucleic acid binding. Gene Ontology annotation, biological process: nucleobase-containing compound metabolic process. The record is from RefSeq and is a predicted model, not a curated record. Lineage: Eukaryota; Metazoa; Arthropoda; Thecostraca; Pollicipedomorpha; Pollicipedidae. The transcript has 10 exons. The annotation marks the transcript as partial.
UACGACGGCGUGCUUGGACUGGACGCCGAGUGGAAGCCAAUCACCGUACGAGACUGGAACAGGGUCUCGCUGCUCCAGGUGGCCACCAGCCGGCUGGUGUACGUGCUGGACCUGCUGCAGCUGACGGUGGUGUCGCCGCUGAUGGAGAGGCUCGGCGCCGCCAUCCUCUGCGGAGACAACCUCAAACUGGGGUACGACCAGGUGAGCGACUUCGACAUGCUGGAGAGUUCAGUGCCGUCAUUCGCGAAGGCCAUCAUGGGCAAGAAGAACAUGAUGGACGUCAAACCCUCGGCAGUCGUGUCGAGGAGGCGUUUCCAAACAUUUUCCCGUACAAGGAAGCGCCGGCCGCGCGCGGCCAGGACGGCGCCGGCCGCCGCAAGUCCAAGGAAGCGGUCAAGGGCCUCAGCGAGCUGGUGCGCAAGUGCCUGGGCAAGCCGCUCAACAAGGAGGAACAGUGCUCCAACUGGGGUCGCCGUCCGCUGCGCUCCAGCCAGCUGCAGUACGCCGCCUCGGACGCCUACUGCCUGAUCGAGGUAUACAACACACUGCGGGACGCGCUGUACGACCGCGAGGGCACCACGCCGGCCGCCGUUCUCAAGUGCAUCAUCACAAACACCGCGGCGCCCGCCAAGGCGCCGUCGGCCGCCAAGAACAAGCAGAAAAAGAGGCCCGCCGCGCCCGCGGGCAAGGGGCCCGAGCUGGAGAACGCGCCGCCGCCGAACGCGCGCGCCAUCCGGCCGGCGGCGUUCCGCGCCGUGUGCGACACCAUGGUGCAGGGCCUGGGCAAGAAGCUGCGCAGCAUCGGAGCCGACACAGUCAUACUCGAGAACGGCGAGGAUCACGACACGUGCGUGGUGCUGGCGCAGCGCGAGGGACGCAUCAUCCUGACGCGCGGCCGCGCCCUGCACCGGCGCAUGGUCGGCCUUGUGCCGGCCGGCCACUGCUACCACGUGGCGGCGGAGCGUGCCGCCGACCAGCUGGAGGAGGUGGUCCGCCACUUCAUGCUGGACGUGGCUCCCGAGGAUGUGCUGCGCCGCUGUCAGCCCGGCGGCCCGCUGGUCGACCUCAACACAGGCGCCGUCAGCGACUGCACGGUGUUGGUGCAGGCGGCCGGCCUGCACACCACCACUCUGGACGCCACCGACACCUUCUACGUGUGCCAGAGCUGCGGCCACGUCUACUGGGCCGGCUCCCACUACGGCAAAUACAUGGCGGGCCUGGGCCGCAUUGUGGGCGGGGCGCACGGGGAGGGCGCGUGCGGAGGCCCCACCGACGCCGCGCCCACCGCCCAGCUCAACUCCAUGAGCAUGGCGUGCGGCUCUGACUCGGAGUCCGACGGCGGAUACUUCUAG